AUGGAGGAGGGAGAGGCGGCCACCGCCGCUGCUGAAGCAGCUCUCGCGGCCAAGGAAGAAGAGGUGAAGGUCAUGAAGGCGUCAGUGGCCAGGGAUCGGGAGAAGCUCGCGCGGGACAUCGCGAGGUCGGACGUGCUUCAACAGCAGCGUGAGCGGCGAGAGCAGGAUCGUGUCAGCAAGGCUGCUGAAGCGGCGACUUCCAAGCUUCCCCCUCUCGCGCUGAAGUUUGUCGAGGACUCUGUGCAAUGGCUGAGGCCCAAGACUGGCGAGCUCACCACCCUGCAGCAGUCGCGGAUGAUUCUCAUGCUGUACUUCGACCUGGCAAAAGGAGGCAGCUCUGAAAACCACGCCAAGGAGCAGGUCGCGAAGACCUUGAGGAUCGGUACGGACGAGGUCCUGACGGUUCGCACACUCUGGUAUGACAAGCAGGAGUUGUACGAGACCAACGGGAAGGGGCGAGGCAAGGCCACCAGCGUCGACGACGGGCGACGUGUCAUCACCAAGGAGCAAGAGGAUGGCCUGAACGAGUUCAUCAAGGGCGAGCACGAGGCGGGACGUCAGGUCUUCCGCCGUACCGUCAAGGAUUGCUUGGAGUGUUUGUACGGAUUAGAGAUGUCGAAUCGUGCCGUGGGAGGGUUCCUGCAGCGCCUUGGCUUCAAGCGCCGUAGGGGUAGGAUCAAAAUACCUCCGUUGAACGAGGAGAGGAACAACCGCAUCCGCCUCUUUCUUGCGCAUGGUUCCGCGUACACGUACUUUCCUUCUGACGAUAAGGGGGUUGUGCAGGAUGGGAUAGGCCGUACAACGGGGAAACGUUUGCGUAUGAUCAAAGUGCAUGCGAUCACGAAGCACGGGCCCUUGGCCGAGCUGCAGGAGGGAUUUUCUAUCCGUGAGGGUUGGUUCAAGGCUAUGGAAAAUCGUGCGACGAAGAUUAAGCCUGGGGAGGCGGAUUUCGACACGUCAGAUAAGCAGACAGCAGAAUUUCUGUUGCAGGCCAGUAAGAAGUACAACGUCGAACUCUUGCGGAAGUACGGUUGCACGUUGUUCAAGGUGACGCGUGAGUCGGAGGGUAAGGCUGCUGGUACAACUUUGAGGUGCCGGCGCAGGGGUCGUUACCCAAUGCGAACCGCGAGAAUGGCGUCAGCAAAGAAGAGAUAG
Messenger RNA from Ectocarpus sp. CCAP 1310/34, 1155 nucleotides. The record is from the annotation of a GenBank genome assembly. Lineage: Eukaryota; Phaeophyceae; Ectocarpales; Ectocarpaceae.